Messenger RNA from Musa acuminata subsp. malaccensis (wild Malaysian banana), 843 nucleotides. The record is from RefSeq and is a predicted model, not a curated record. Lineage: Eukaryota; Viridiplantae; Streptophyta; Magnoliopsida; Zingiberales; Musaceae.
AUGCCUCCACCUCCUCUUGCUUCCUCCAAGCUGUGUGGCAAGAGCCAAAUGCAUCCAGGCUUAAGGUCUCCUCUUCCAUCUAUCCUUUUACUCCUCGCCCUGUCAUCGACUCCACCUUCUUCCUCAGAGAGCUACUAUCGGUAUGCGGCUUGUGCUCCCUACACGUACUCUUGCGGAGGCACUAGGAUCAACAUCAGCUACCCUUUUCGCGUCGACGGCCGUGCCGACAACUGUGGCUACUCGGGAUACUAUGUCGCUUGCAGCGAGGACAAUACUUCCGUGACGAUCGAGAUCGACGGCAAGGGAUGCGUCGUCAAGGAUAUAGAUUACUUCAACCGCCUCAUCACCGUCGUCGAUCCACCCUUCGUCAAGCAGUCGUGCCCUCAGCCGUACCAAAACACCAGCAUCGACAUCUCGCUGUACAGCUACAGCGACCGGGACCGGAACGUCACGGUGUUCGUCAAUUGCACCGCCCUCUCACCUCCGAUUCCCGACAUGCAUGACAUAGGUUGCGCGCCGGGCGGCGGCGCCGGGGGUCGUCACGGGUAUUACCAGCUUCCCGGUGAGACCCACAUGGAGAUGUUUGGGAACUGCAGCUCAAUGGUAGUGGUGCCCAUGCACCAAGCAGCGUCGGACGAGAUCCGGUACGGGAAGCUGAGCUUUAGCGACGCAGUGAAGGGGGGGUUCUCGCUGCAUUGGAAGGCAGGGGAGGAGUGGUGUUGUGACUGCUUCAAUUCUGGUGGGCGCUGCGGCUUUGACGCGCUCUCUCCGAACAGCCACACCUGCUUCUGCCCGUAUGGUUCAACCGUUGGAACAUGUUCAGGUUCGCGUUCUUAUAAUUAA